Protopterus annectens (West African lungfish) is the source of this 2968-nucleotide messenger RNA. It is a transcript of the gene ENKD1, whose product is annotated as enkurin domain containing 1. NCBI's taxonomy places the organism in Eukaryota, Metazoa, Chordata, Ceratodontiformes, Protopteridae. Gene Ontology annotation, cellular component: cytoplasmic microtubule. The record is from RefSeq and is a predicted model, not a curated record. The transcript is spliced from 8 exons. Bases 651 to 1742 code for a protein of 363 amino acids.
GCCGACGUCUUAAUGUCCGUGCCACUGUGUAGCCUGCUGUGUUGUAAUAAAAACAACCGCCUUUCUGGUAUCUAAAAGUAUAUUAGGAAUGAAUGCGAAUGCAAUUAAUAACUCUGAUCAAAAGCAACAAUAAUGGAGGAUAAAUACCAUAAAAAGCGGGCACAGUAUUUAAAUUUUAAGAGGGAACGUUCCCCAGUAUUACUCUUAUUCAAUUAAAAGUUAAUUUCUAAACAAUUAAGUAUGAAACUAAUGUCCGUCUUCGGUAUGACACUGAACACCGUAAUCCUCAGUGAUUUACUAGAAAAUCAAAAAUGAAAAGAACAGGGCAAAAAUGAAUUAAAGGUCAGGGACUAUUGGUUCUUUGCAGUACCACUGCUUUACGAUUCAUUGAUUUCGUCAUUAUCCGAUCAGUCUAAACGGCGCAAUCGCCCACAAAAUGUCUACAACGAUAAGAAAAUACGGUAAAUCCAUUACCCUUGGUACCAGCUACGACAAACUGCUAAAAGUAAUUCGAUGUUGUGAGGAGUUUUGGAAACAGAAGCUGACGGUUGUUAUGGUGAUGCGUUAGCUGCCGGACCAAACUGUACUGACGUCAUCGAUGGACGUGUGCGUAGCACGCUGUUUAGGGAAGUGACGUUUAAACUGCAGAGAUGUCUGAAGGUGCAUCAAAGCUAAGUGGUCCCAUCCCCCCAGAUCCAACAUUAUUCCCAGAGUACUACAAACGGCCUACAUCAGCUCGUGGAAGAUUGGAAGGAAAUUCUGUGAAGCUUGACUUACUGUCUGGACCACUGGCACCUGAUCCCAGACUGUAUCCCUCAUGCUAUAGUGCACGUCCAUUGCAGGCUGCACCAAGAAUCCGUCCCAAUGCUAAAGAGAUCCUGGAGAGAGGGCAGAAGGGCACUGUUGGUGUCUUGCUUCAGCUGGACGAAGAUUUGGUACAGAAUAACCCACCUUUGAAAAAGAAGCAACCAAAAGACCAUGAGAAGGAGAAUGUGCGGAGAAUGCGUGAGAUCCAGAAGAAAUGUCGUGAACGAGAACAGGAGUUAGAGCUUGGCAAACCUCAGCCUAUUAAAGCAUUGUGGAAGUCACAGAAGUAUGAGAAUGUACCAUCCAAAGUGAUGGCACAGUUGCAGGAAGUGACACCUCCCAAAAUUUCAGAUCAGCCUGUAUACUUGAAGGCUCAUUCCCGUUCUGGAUAUGGAAUGCCUCCUCGUCGGUCAGUGUCCCCAUCUCCAAGACAAACUGCACCAGCAGAUGAUUCUGACUCACUGAAGUUGCAGGUAAAAGGUGUAAACAUUGAUUUUGUCAGCCAUAAUGCACGAAAUGCAAAGCGAAGCUCAAUCCGGAGGUCUCGGUCCAUGCAGAUGCUAUCAGAAGUGUUGGAGAAGAAACAAUGCGAUCUGCAGGAAUAUCAUAACAAGCAGAAGGGUCACAUGCCGCAGUAUUUACUUGAACGGAGGGAUCAGUGGCGCAGAGAAGCAGAGGAGAGGCGAAAGAAUGCGCUGGACCCUAGCAUGCCUCCAGGACAUACAUUGAUGCCAGAAAGUGAAAGACUAGAAACACUCAGCACUUUAAAACAAACCCAACAGCAGCUUCUUAAGGAAUUACUGACACUCCCAGUUCGAGCAGAUAACUUGAGUAUGCAGAAUCGACGGACACAACUGGAUAAAAAACUUUCUGAAAUCGAGGAAGCCAUCAAAAUCUUCUCAAGACCCAAGGUUUUCAUCCAGAAUGACUCAUAAUACUAAAUAAUUCUUUAUUUGAACUCCUUCCUAUAUAUCUGGUUCAGUUCUACAGACAGUUGUCCACACACUUUGUCAGUAUCUGCUUUUUUCUGUCUGGUAACCCCCCUUCAGCUUUCCUUUUGCACAGCCUUCCAGCCACACAGAAAAGGUGGACAGAGCUUGUUACUGGAGGCAAACCUGGUAGUUUACAGUCCUCCUUUACUAGUGUUACUUUGUGCCAGUCUUAGGAUGAGAGAGCUUACUGUUGAUUUCAGUAAACAGUGAUACCAUUUGCCUGCUGCUGAAUGGAAGCCAGUGUGAUUUGAGUCAGUGAGAUUCUGGGGGACAAAAGCAGGUUGUGAGUUUGGAACUGGACUAUGACACGGAGAAACAAGAAAAUGGAAUAUCAGGUUGACCUCUGAAACCUGAAAACAUGUCUGUUUAGUGUGACUGUUAAAAAUGAGGUCCUCGAUAUUCUGUCUACGCCACACAUGAACCUCAACCAUUGCAUAUUAAUUUUCUCAAAUGGCACUAAAGACUUCAGAGACACUUUUCAUAUGUUAUGGGAAAUAAAAAAAAAUUGAAAUGUGUAUUAUCUCAUAAAGUAAUUUUUAUUAAACACUUUGGUGAUUAAAUUUUCUUAUAACUUGAUAGUUCUACAAGAAGUCAAAUUGGGAACAGCAGGUUGGAGACAUAGGUGCCCAUAAAUUCUGUGCUAGUAGGUAUAAGAAUUCUGUGUUAAAAACAUGGGGGGAUGCAUUCAUCUUUCUGUAUUAGACUGAACUUUUUUGAAAUCACUGCAGGUAUUCUGCAGUACAGUGGAAUACAUAAAACUGUUAAUAAAAAACAGUACUGAUAUUACAGGACUGUAAUGCAGAUGCGUUACAUUGACUGAGUAUUACUCAAGGUAGUUUGAGUUAUGCAGUGAAGUUCCCAUAGACAGCUGGGCAGGAUUUCAGAGAUAUAGUGUUAAAUUAUUAAAUAAUGUAUUGCCUGUCUGUAGGUGAACUGUGUGUUUGCAGUUAUGUGAAGCCCAAAUGAUUUUUGUUUUCUGUUUCCCCUGAAAUUUGUUAAACGAGUUCUCUAUUUCAGAAGGUUUUUUUACAGUGUUUUUACAAUCACAGAUUUUAAGUUUGGCUGUUUCUUAACAUUUAUAAUUUUGGGUUGUGUUUUUUCCAGUUUCUUCAUGCUUCAUUUGUGCAAUAACCAGUUAAACUGGGAUUAAACCAUUUAUUUUACUGAUA